This is a messenger RNA of Diaporthe amygdali, 1554 nucleotides long. RefSeq lists its product as uncharacterized. The record is from RefSeq and is a predicted model, not a curated record. Lineage: Eukaryota; Fungi; Ascomycota; Sordariomycetes; Diaporthales; Diaporthaceae. The transcript is spliced from 7 exons. Bases 1 to 1554 code for a protein of 517 amino acids.
AUGAGCCAGAUGCCCUCUCUACAUGAAGCCAAGCCGGCCGGCAGAGAAGGCCUCUCGCUUGAACACUCUGCCCAUGAGUAUCAAGUGCUUAUGCAAGAUGGCCAUCUCAGCAGUGAGGACCUUGUGAAUUACUUUCUAGACCAGAUCGAGCGGCACAAUGAUCUCGGGCUGAAGCUCAAAGCUAUCCUGUCCGUAUGCCCCCGUGACCUGGCCAUCUCACAGGCGAAAGUGCUCGACGAGGAGCGCAGGCAGGGAAAGGUCAGGAGUGACCUGCAUGGGAUUCCAAUUGUCGUCAAGGACUGCCUUGUCACAGCACCCUCGCUGGGCAUGGUCUCUUCGGCAGGCUCAAGUGCCAUUGCAUCUCUCCAAGCCACUCGGAAUGCAAGCCUAGUCGACAGACUUCUCGAGGCAGGAAUGAUAGUCUUGGGUAAAGGCAAUCUUACCGAGUUCUGUGGCCUCAAAUCUGACAACACUCCGAUGGGAUGGAGUGCAUACGGAGGCCAGACAUUGUCUCCGUACAGACGGGAAGACCUCCCUGAGAAAGACCAGCCUAUAUGCGGAGGCUCGUCUUGCGGACCCGCGGUCUCCAUCACAGCAGGUUUUUCACCCCUGGGCAUUGGCACCGAAACAGGCGGCUCAAAUGUCUUCCCCGCCAGUCUCGGCGGGCUCUACGGCCUGACUUUGCCACAUGGCUCCGUUCCGAUAGACGGCGUGUGUAGGAUUAGCGAGACGUUCGAUCGCGUCGGACAAAUGGCCCGAGACCCGCGUGACCUAGCCUCGGUAGCUAAGAUCUUGGUCAAGUCGGAUGAACACCUCACAGAGCGCCUUGAAGAUGAAGAUACGCCACCUGAGGGCCUUUGGAGGGGGCUUUCUAUUGGCGUCUUGGACAGUGAAUGGGGGACAGACCCGGGCUCCAAGUGGAAAUGGGGCUCAGUGGAAGUGAAAGACAAAUACGCCUCGGUUGUGCGGAAUAUGGAGGCUUUGGGUGCUCGAGUGGUGUUUCCCCUGGCAAAUGCAUCUGACCCUGAAAGACUGAAAUAUGAGGGCGAGACUCUCCACAGUGUUGCCUAUCACGAAUUCUCUGAAGUUCUUGAGGAUUUCAUCUCGACCAACUUCGAGUCUGACGCCAAGAUCACCAACCUAGCUGACUUGAUCGCCUGGAAUGAGGAGCACGCUGCUCAAGCAUUACCUGGACAGUUCAGCACGCAAACGGAGCUCAUUAAAUGCCGUGACGAUGCCAUGACCAAGGAAAAGCAUGAUGCAGCCGCGGCAGCCCUGCGCCGGCUCGCUCGAGAGGAGGGCAUGGCACAGCUCAUGCGCGACCAAGAUCUUGACAUCGUCCUGUCCUCCUCGGACGCAACGCUCAUCUCAUUUUCGGCUUGCGCAGGAUGGCCUGUGGCUACAGUCCCGGUGGGCAACUUGACCAAGAACGGCCAGCCCUGGGGCUUUUUUGCCUUGGCGAGGGAUGGGAGCGUUGACGUGCUUUUGCGAUUCAUGAAGGCAUUUCACGGAUCUUUUGCUCGCGUAAAAGGCCCGACGACGCCUUUUGAGUAG